Molecule: messenger RNA, 2386 nt
Organism: Vanessa atalanta (red admiral)
Lineage: Eukaryota; Metazoa; Arthropoda; Insecta; Lepidoptera; Nymphalidae
Gene: Nemp
Product: nuclear envelope integral membrane protein 1
Exons: 8
Coding region: 164-1402 (412 amino acids)
Cellular component (GO): nuclear envelope
Source: RefSeq, a predicted model, not a curated record
ACCAAAAGAUAAUAUUACGAUAGAUUAAGAUUUGUGAUAUUUUUGAUCGUUCAAGGGCUCAUUAAGAAAAGUGUUUUGAUAUUAUCUAAUUAAUGAUGUGUUAUAAGAGCACCGUGCUUGAUUAACUUACAGAGUAUCUGUGAAUAAACUGUGUUACUAAAUAAUGGAAUUUAACGGACGAUUUAUUGUGUUGAUAUUGUUUGUUAUCACUCGGGUAAACUCACUAGCUUAUGACGUUCACUGGCUCAGUGGGCCUGCUACUAUUGAACGUGAUGUGCAGCCGUUGAAGCAAACUAUUGAUAUAUACUGUUACACUGGAACACCAAAGAAUUUAUUAACCUUGUGGCAAACUGUAAAGUUCCAUAUAAAGAUAAAAAAUGAUGAAUUCAGCCAGUACCUCGGUGACAAUCCAGAACAAGUUUACAAAGAUUACACAGAAGAUAGUUAUGGUUGGGCUAUUAAUCCAUUUCAAAAGAAGUCAUACAAGAGUGUGUCGCUGGAUAUUUUCACACCAACAUGUAUGGCCGUCAAUACAAAAGAAAAACACAGCAUUGAAUUACAUGUUCAAAGGGUGGAUCUCUGGCGUGUUCUGAUGAUGGUUGUGGGUGCAGCCCUUAUAUUUAUGUCUCGUACCUUGAGCGGCAAUCCGGUAUUCUUCUACCUUUGCGGCAUCGUAAUUGGUGUAUCAGCAUCGUUCAUGGUUCUCGUGUACUACAUAAGUAGGUUUAUACCAGGGAGAACAUUAACCUAUGGCUUAUUAAUCGGCGGUUGGACGGUAGGGGUGUAUCUCGUGCAGCAAAUUUGGGAGAACAUACGGAGCAUCAUGGCAGCUUAUCAAUCAUACAUCUUCUGGUAUAUUCUGAUGGCUGGCUUCAUCAGUUUCGUGGUCUGCUACAGAAUCGGACCACCGAAGAAUCAGAGAAGCAAAAAUCUUGUCAUGUGGACUUUGCAGGGUGUAGGCGUGGUCGUGAUUAUAUUCAGCAGUCAAUAUCAAGAAGCAUCAACGGCUGUGACCGUCAUCACGCUGGGAACCAAGUAUUUCCCGAAAUCGAUUCUCUACUACAUACAGGCUUUCUGGCGGCGCCGCUUCCCGCCCAAGCCGCGCCUGCUGUCGAGCGAGGAGUACUACGAGCAGGGCGCGCGCGAGACGCAGCGCGCGCUGGACGGCCUGCGCCGCUACUGCGCCAGCCCCGACUGCCAGCAGUGGAGCGUCAUGCUGCGCCUGCACGACGCCAAGCGGUUUGCGAGUUUCGUGGAAGGUAAUUCACACCUGAACGACGACGAAGUCAUAGACUAUGAAUCGUAUGCGUUCUCGAUGGAACAUUCGAAGCCGGUCGCGAACUCCACCAGGAAUAUGGAGAUAUCCGAUGACGACUCGUCGGAGUAUGGUGACGAGGAUUGAAUGAAUUUUCGAUCGAUUGGUGAUUCUAAUAAAAACGUAACGAUUCUCGAAAUAUUGGUCGUCGAAGUGACGAAGUCGUGUUGGACUAGGCUCGUCCCGGUUUCUCCGGACAUCGCCUCGUUUUUGAAGGAUUUUAGGGGGUUCUUAAACGUGAUUUGCGUAACGUAAACAAAUAAAGCAUCUACGAAGGAUGGAUUUAUUCAUAUUAAUUUCAAGUAUUUUUUAAUAUUCAUUUAAUUUUCAGUCACAAUUUUUUUACUUUAUUACUACAUACUUAAAAAGUCUGAUUUUUUUUUUGUUGUAUACAUUUUAUUAUCUGUGUCUUAAAAUAACUUCACUUUAAUGACAUUUUGAACUCUGACAUUACUAUGUUUUUAUUGAAAUUGAAGUAUCUAUACUUUCUUAUAAGCUAAAUUUAUUUCUUAAUUCCUACAAAAUUAGUGUUAUAAUACUGUUACUGACAGUUUACCCGCGUUUAAUUUAAUUUUUUCUGUUAAAUAACAAGUUAAUACUACCUAGAUCCUUCAACAAUAAACCUACAGCAAAAAUCUUAUGUAUUUUGAUCGGACUAAUCCGAGGAACUACUGUUCCUAUGAUCGUCCAGUUUGAUAAUUUUAGUAUGGAUAUUAGAUCUCAUUUAUCACAUUUAGAUUAUUAUAUUUUUAAUUAGCAUGUUGCCUUCAUUGGCACUUAUAUCUCAGUUACAAUAGACAAGUUACACGACCAAAUUCUAAACAAGCUCAUGCGUUAAACUUGUACUUAGUUUAUUGAAUUUUAAAACGUUUUUGUAUAUUUUGUUACAAAUGAAAUGUAAACGGCUAAACGAACUCUUUGGAACUUUUUCAUUUAUAUACAUAGCGACAUAAGCCUUAUUUUCAUCUCGGCUUCAGUUUCUCGUAACAACUAGUUUAUUAUAAAAUUUGCUAAAACGUAUAAGAAUGCUCUUUUUAACGUUAAAUGCGAAUUCUGAUAUUUAUUAAUUUA